This is a messenger RNA of Coccomyxa subellipsoidea C-169, 1164 nucleotides long. RefSeq lists its product as hypothetical. Lineage: Eukaryota; Viridiplantae; Chlorophyta; Trebouxiophyceae; Coccomyxaceae. Bases 1 to 1164 code for a protein of 387 amino acids. The transcript is spliced from 8 exons. The record is from RefSeq and is a predicted model, not a curated record.
AUGGCGAAAAAAAAGGGGGGGCGGCGCAGAGACAGGGAUGACUCCAGCGAUGAGAGAAUAGAUUCUGCCUCUUGCGCAAGCACAUCCACGCUGGCAAGCCUGCGAGAUCUGGAAAGCAAUGUACUGCAGCUGACUGAGGAGGAGGAUCCUUUCUACCGCUGCAUAGAUGCCCUGUAUGAGAAAAGGCAAGGGACAUUGAGCAGCCUGGCCAUCAGGAGUGUGCGCUAUGGCGGUCCAGUGGAGGCAGCACUGGCGGCAAGGGUUUUGGGCCUGCUGUCUCUGACACUGGGAGCUGGCGACGACAGUGAAAGGCUGCUGGAGGAGGCACAACCUGUGUUGGAGAAGGCAUCCACGGGGGGCAAGGGGGUUGCCUUGCGUGCCAUGGCUGCAGAGGCGCUGGCCAUGAUGGCCUUUGUGGGCGUGGAAGACCCAUCUGUCCUGGACGCAGUCAUGGUGCACCUGGCUGGGCUUUGGAAGGGGGCGGCGACAGGGGCGGCGACAGCCAUAAGGGCGUGGGCGCUGCUGCUGAGCACGCUGCCGGCGUACCGUCUGACAGCGCCCUUUGUGGAGACCGCUCUGGCAGCUCUGGCCGAAAGGCUGUACAGCGAGGCGACUGAAGUCCGCGCGGCUGCCGGCGAGGCCAUUGCCCUGCUCUACGACGCCGCAGGGCUGGGGGAGUUGGAGGGCGACUCGGGUGACGACUCGGGUGCAGAAACGCCAUUGGCAUCGGGCGCAAAGCGGUCACCAGGCAUGGAAGAGGUGGUGGCGCGCAUGAAGGACCUGGCGACAAACCGUGGUGACACGCUGCGCCGCUCGAAAAAGAGUCGCGCCUCUCUGCGGUCCACCUUCAGGGAGCUCUGCUCCUCUGUUGAGAGUGGCACGGUGGCAGAGAGCCGGAUAAAACUGCGGUGCGGGGACGUUCUCGUGGUGGACAGUGCCCGCGGUGCUAUGCAGCUGGCCGCCCUGCGCAGGUUCUUGGCUGAGGGCUUCCAAGUGUUUGACUUUGAACCACUGGUGGAGCAGGAGCGCUUGACGGCUGUGGAGCGCCGCCUGUUCAGGUCACCUGGCUCGGCUGCAUCAAAGUGGCGCACGCAAGAUAGGAACAGCGCACGCGCUGCCACUGCUGCCUACAAGGGAGCCAUGAUGGCGGGCAGUGAGGAAUGA